CUUUAUCCUAGUGGACCUGACACUAUGGUGCAUAGUCAACCAUUACUACCGCUUCAUGUAAAAGUUUCGGUUGAUAUGCUUCUUCCAAGUGCAACAACAACACUUAGCAUACCUGUACCAACAAGUUUUCAUACAACAUUGGCAGAAAUUGUUGGAUCAUUUGCACAAUGGCCUUUACAUUUAGUCAAUAUUGAAGAGGAAGAAAUAAUCAAAAAUUCAGCAAUUAAGAAAAAUAAAGGCAAAAAGCAAAGCGAGGAACAAUGUGACAUGUCUGCUACUGGCGCACGACAUCCUUUUAUUGAUGAUGAUGGCUUGCAACCCUUGGGAAAAAGUGGCAAAUAUGCUCAUCAGCUAUGCAAGGACUUUGAAGUCAACUCAAUUGGGUUUAUGUGUCCAACGCAAUUUGUGAAAGGAAAUGUUGACUUAAAUGAGGAUGCUGUUACAGCAUACAUUGGGAAUACCAUGGUUACGCUGAAAGACAAGACAUUUAUCUUAGCACCAUACCAUCAAGCGAAUCAUUGGUUACUACUCUUGCUUCAUGCAAGUUCAAGAAUCGUAUACGUAUUAGAUCCAUUGAAUUGUAGGCGCAAAAUUGAAGUCAAACAAGCCGUGAAUAUGGCUUUUCGAACCUCUGCAAUUCAACGAGGGCAAAGGAUUAUGGGUAAUGCUAAUUGGAAAUAUGUGAAGUGUCCUCAACAACCCGGUAGUGAUGAAUGUGGAUACUACGUUAUGAGGUUCAUAUAUGAUAUAUGCACAAAAUUUCAUAACUACACUUCGUUAGAUGAGGCAUAUCAAGAUACAAAUGCUUAUUCUAAGGAUGAAAUAGAUGAGAUACGAAGGUUAUGGAUAUACAAUUUUGUAAAUGAGUGCAUAUAA
Messenger RNA from Ipomoea nil (Japanese morning glory), 876 nucleotides. RefSeq lists its product as uncharacterized. The record is from RefSeq and is a predicted model, not a curated record. The transcript has 7 exons. Gene Ontology annotation, molecular function: cysteine-type peptidase activity. Lineage: Eukaryota; Viridiplantae; Streptophyta; Magnoliopsida; Solanales; Convolvulaceae. The coding region runs from base 25 to 876 and encodes 283 amino acids. Gene Ontology annotation, biological process: proteolysis.